This is a messenger RNA of Aspergillus ruber CBS 135680, 1533 nucleotides long. Its product is annotated as cytochrome P450. The transcript has 4 exons. Bases 1 to 1533 code for a protein of 510 amino acids. NCBI's taxonomy places the organism in Eukaryota, Fungi, Ascomycota, Eurotiomycetes, Eurotiales, Aspergillaceae. The record is from RefSeq and is a predicted model, not a curated record. Gene Ontology annotation, molecular function: monooxygenase activity; oxidoreductase activity, acting on paired donors, with incorporation or reduction of molecular oxygen; iron ion binding.
AUGACUUUGUCCUUUAGUGACCUCUGGGGUCAUCUGUCUUUCCAGGACACGGCAUAUGGUGCCCUCCUCACGUUCCUCAUAUACUACCUCGGCCACGCUGUUUACGCCCUCUACAUUCACCCGCUAAGCCGCUACCCCGGACCCAGACUUGCCGCUGUCUCCUUUAUCCCACAAAUUGCCUACGAGAUCCGUGGUCAGCAACACUCCUGGGUCAAGGCACUCCAUGAUGAGUAUGGCGAGGUCGUUCGCAUCGGCCCGAAUGCCCUCGUCUACCGCGCACCUCAGGCUUGGAAAGACAUCUACGGUCACAAGAAAAGAGGACAGAAAACGUUCGCCAAGGAUCCGCAACUCUACACUGCGGCCCCAAAUGGCGCAGAGGGUAUUGUAACGGUAAACGGAGCGGAUCACUCCCGCAUGCGAAGACUCAUGGCGCAUGCGUUCUCAGACAAGGCGUUACGGGAACAGGAGACUUUGUUGCAUACCUAUGCGGAUCUACUUGUGCAGAAGAUACACAAGCAGCUUGUCGAGGGCAAGACGUCGAAAAUUAUUGACCUCGUUCGCUGGUACAAUUACGUAACUUUCGACUUGAUUGGCGAUUUAUCUUUCGGGGAACCAUUCAAUUGUCUCCGUGACGACCAGUACCACUGGUGGGUAUCGUUGAUGCUGGACGCCGUCAAAGUGAGCGGAUACCUCAAGAUCCCUCAUUUUUACCCGUUCCUCAGGCCACUUGGCACUCUCUUGAUACCGAAGCGCCUUGUCAAGAGGAGAGACGCCGUCUUCCAACAGACCGUGGAUAUGGUUAGUCGACGGCUUCAGCGCCAAAUUGAGCGACCGGACUUUACAUCCUAUAUCCUCCGGCAUAAAGACGAUGAGCUUGCAAUGUCCAGGGGCGAACUCGAUGCGAAUGCGGGCACUUUAGUAUUGGCGGGCAGCGAGACGACUGCGACUACAUUGUCGGGAACUACGUACUAUAUUCUACGGCAUCCCGCAGUGUAUCGACGAUUGGUAGAUGAAAUUCGCGGCGCUUUCAAGGAUGCAUUGGAUAUUCAGCUCUCGUCUAUUGCUUCACUGCGGUACCUCAAUGCAGUCUUUGAUGAGUCGAUGAGAAUUUACCCGCCUGUCCCGGCUAUGCUACCGCGUCUUGUCCCUGAGGGAGGUGCGAUGAUUAACGGUCACUAUGUGCCUGAAGGUACAUCAAUCUCCAUAUCUAUAUAUUCGACCGUCCGCUCCGCCACCAACUUCGCAGAACCAGACACCUUCAUCCCCGAACGCUGGCUCCCACCAUCCGACGGCGGCAUCGCAUUCGUAAAAGAUAACAAAUUCGCUCUGCAGCCUUUCUCUUACGGCCCGCGAGUUUGCAUCGGGCAGCAUCUCGCAUUUGCAGAGAUGCGUCUCAUUCUAGUUAAGCUGUUGUGGCAUUUUGAUCUGGAGUUGAACCCCGAAGGAUUUGGUUGGGUAGAACAGAAGUCGUAUACUUUGUGGGAUAGACCACCGUUGGAGGUGAAGGUUUCGCUUGCUCCUAAUACUGCUUAG